Protopterus annectens (West African lungfish) is the source of this 5184-nucleotide messenger RNA. It is a transcript of the gene ZNF341, whose product is annotated as zinc finger protein 341. Lineage: Eukaryota; Metazoa; Chordata; Ceratodontiformes; Protopteridae. The transcript has 15 exons. The coding region runs from base 2684 to 5170 and encodes 828 amino acids. The record is from RefSeq and is a predicted model, not a curated record.
GGUUACAAAUUAGCCGUUAAUUUGUGUUCACUGACAGUUUACAUGCUAGACAGUCUUGCGUGGCAGCCAGCUGUUACCAUUUUCAGUUAUGAGAGUAGUUCAGUUGUUAGAACCCAGGAAUACAAACAUUACCUGUUCUGGUGACUCCGGAAGGGAGGAAGAAUAGGAUGAAUGAAGGAAUGAGAAAGAGUGGAUAAUAGCAGAGUUUUGGUUAUUUCCUUUUUCUUAAUCAACCAAAUGGGAGUGAGAAAACUUGACCAGAUGACUUGCAGUGAUUCAUGUUUUCAAACACAAUACACUUUCUUGCACCCUUCGCCAAAAGUCUGCAAUAGAAAAGCCGAAAUGGGUAUAGUGUGUGUUUGUGAGGUUGUAGAAAAAGCGGUGUAUGACUUUGCAUUGUUUGUAUGCAUGAAUAGAAAGCACCACGAGAAUGUAGUACACCCUGAAGUACUGCAGUUGUAGCUCGGGUCGAGAUGCUGCUUAAGUAAAGUUUAUCAGAUGAACUCUUUGGAAUUAAUCAGUUAAAGGGUUGAUUUGAAGCGGUUGAUUAGUCUGACAGCAAAUUAUUGAUUGUGUGUGUGUGUGUGUAAUAAGCUGGGUGGCUAUCAGCAAAAAGGUGAGGGAAGUAUCUUUCCUAGAUUUGGAAGUUCAAUUCUUGGACCAUAACAUUCGGGUUAAUGAUGUUAAUGUUGUGGAGCUUAAAACAGUGCUGGUUGCAGUUGACCAAGAGUUAUUAGCAGUAUGUUGCUGAAGUACUCAUAGUGAGUGCAGUGUGACUUUAGAUAAGGGAAGCAGUAUUGUUAAUGGUGUAUAGGGAGAGACAUUAAUAGCAAAAGGAAAAUGCUGUUUUGAUGUUUACUUAAGUAGCUCGCUACUUGCUUACUGAAAUAGAGACUUGCUUACUGAAAUAGAAACUUUUGCAUCAUAAUGUUGAGGUGGAAUUAUGCAACAUGAUGAUUACAGUAGUGUGUUACUCAGUAGUAGAUUUACAGUGUAGCAUAAGUUGAGUAUUAAGGGUUUUCCAAGUUCUUGAAUUAACAGGGCAACCCAUGGAAGACUACUUAAAUCCUGAUUUUUGUUUUCUGGUACUGAAUAGAGUGAUGACUGUAAAAAGGUUCAUGACAAAUACAUACAGCGUUUUCUACAACCUCACAUAUGUUAUAUCUGUAUUGAAUUUUCUAUUGCAGAAUUUCAGUAAACCUUAUGAAUCUUAUGUUGUUAUUUUUUCAUUUAUUUUCUCCCUUGUCUUUAUUAAAUCUGUGUCUAUACUAUCCACUUUUUUACUUUUGCUUCGAUAAAUGUAGGGUUGUUGGUCGCUACUUCAGCAUAAGGCUUUCUGCAAAUAUAUGUGGCUUCUUUUCUGUAUGUAGUUUCUGGGGAAUAUUAAAGAAUGAACCAAACGUAGUCUGGGCCCCUUCUAAUAUCAAUGAUUUUGGGACCCCUUCUUUUUAGUCAUUAAUGACAGUUGUCAGUUAGCUAAAAGUGAGUUGUAUUGUAAUUAUUUUUUGUCCCUUCCUCUUUUAUGGCAGUUUUUCUUUCUUGUUCAUUAUGGUUUUCUCAAUGUCCUUAAUUCAGUAUGUAGGCCAAAUACAGAGAAAAUGUAUGUAGCCAUGCAUUUCCUCUGAUGCCAUAUCUGUUGCUGUGUGUCACAUUGCAGUGCUCUUAUGAGUUGCUCCUGUUUAUCCCUAGGAUAAAUGACACAGUAAUUUUCAAAUAAUUUCUUUUCACUCAAUCAUAUGACCCACAGCCAGUCUUACCCAAUACCUGAAUGAUUUUCCUAGCAUCUUCCAACUGUAUACAUAGAUUUGUGAUGCUGAUUACCGGUUAACUUCUAAUAUAAACCUUAGCCUUGUAUAAUUUUCUCUGAAACUGAUUAGUACUCCACCUAUUAACUACAAUAUUAACAUUUUCUGCCUUACCAAGUUUCUUCACUCACUUCCAUUUCUGUGCAUUUCUAAUCACAGGAUCUGUUAUCUGGUUGACAAACCAACUAAUAUACCUCUUCAGAUGAUUAAAAUUAUUUAAGCAUGUAGUAAAUGUUGAAAAUUAUGUUGUGAUAGUUUCCUUUAUUUCAUAUGACUGUAAUUUAAUUAACAAAUAUGCGUAAUUGUUAAAAGUAUAUUAUUCAAUGUCUGAUCAUGUAUAUUACUGAAUGUUUGUUUAAAAAUGUUUUGUAAUAUGUUGGCGUCUAUCUCUCUGGGCCUCUGCUGAAUUUUUAUUUUGUCUAAAUCCAGUUGGACCAAACCUGGUAAACAAAAGUAAAAUAAAUAAAAGAGUAACCACUGCAUUAAUGAGCCAGUGAGAAGUGUACUGAGUUGAAGAAGAUUUUUAGCUUACUAGUAGAAGUGCUGUGAUGCUAAUGUAGUAAUAGUACUAGUUAUUCACCAAAAAGAAAGAUUCCUCAUUUGGGUGGUGAAAUGCAGACUGUGGAGAGCUGUUGAGGUUAUGACCCCAUACAGCUGGUUCUCUGGUUAGAAGAAGUUAAAGAAUACUACUGUUUCCAUUAUUUGUUUCUCUUAAGGAAAAAAAAAAGAUUUCAUGAUUAGACUUUGCAGCACUCAAAUUCUUGAAUGACUUUCUUCCUGUAAGACUGUCACAGUAAUAACAUGCAAAAGUAUAUUAGGUUCAUAAAUAAAAUCAGUAAGAUUAUAAUUGACAUUAGCAGCACCAAGAUGUCUUGCUCAUGUAUUCCUGUAAAGUGAUUUACAGCUGUCUGCCAUCAGUAUCGUUAGCAACUUUACAUCAUUGUUUUGAUAAUGAACUUUUGGUACCAUCUGUGAGCCAGACAGAAGGGAAACAUCUGAUAUGCCGGAGAAUUGGAAUGGAUAACCAGACUGUUCUGGCAGUGCAGUCUUUGUUUGAUGGCCAGGGGGGAGUUAGUGAUCCUACUGCCCAAACAGUCGCUACCACAAGUGCUGUACAUACCAUGGAUGAUGAAGAUGUCUUUUUAUGUGGGAAAUGCAAAAAACAGUUUAAUUCCUUGCCUGCAUUUGUUAUCCAUAAGAGAGAGCAGUGUCAGGGGAAUGCAGCCUCUGUCUCUUCAGUGUCAUUGGCCUCUAAUAAUGUUUACCAACCUCCAUCAGUAACUGCAGUGCAGUCACCUCAUGCAACCAACCGACAGCACAUUUCAACAUAUAUCACAGUGCCUCAAUCUCCACUGAUCCAGACACUGGUGCAGGGCAAUGUCUUAGUGAGUGAUGAGGUGUUAAUGUCAGCCAUGUCAGCAUUUACAUCACUGGAUCAGUCACUACCGACAGUACAGCCCUCUGUUCAGGUAGACUCUAAGAAAGGUGUUCCUGUGUCUAAAGUUACACUUUCAAAAUGGUUAUCAGAUUGUAUUACUUUUACUUACAAAUCGCAAAAGAAAGAACUCCCCAGCAAAGUUCCAGGCCAGUGUGUCGAAAGUUCCGCUUUUGCCACUUCGUCUGUGUACAGUCCAGAAAAACAAGGUUUUAAAUCCAAACCCUGCAACUCCAGUGCAGAUCAGACUGGUACCGGUGAUAUCUCUGGCUUUGAUUCAACCUCAGGCUCCAAAAUCAGGCGUUCUAAGAAUGAGAACAGUUUGUCAGAAGGGAAACUUGAGUCCCCCAAAUUAAAGUGUACCUACUGUGAAAAAGGCUUUGCAAAGAACUUUGACCUCCAGCAGCACAUUCGAAGUCACACCGGGGAGAAGCCAUUCCAGUGUAUUGUAUGUGGUCGUGCCUUUGCUCAAAAGUCCAACGUCAAAAAACACAUGCAGACUCAUAAAGUCUGGCCAUCAGGAUUGGGGUCCAGCAUUUCUCGUAACCCCAUAACAAUGCAAGUGUUACCUAUGGAUCCAAAUGAAGAACCACCAGAAGUAGAUGAUCAAAGUGCAGAUUUAUCCAAGGACUCUAACAGCCAGCCACAGUCUGAAGGUGAGUCAUCGGAAAGUAAUCAAGGUCAAGUGGAGACUAAGCAAGUUGUUUUGAUCGAUUGCUCGUACCAGUGCCAGUUUUGUCCCUGUAAAUUCCACACCUAUUUCCAGCUCAAAUCCCACAUGAUUCAUCACAAGAAUGAACAGGUGUAUAAGUGUGUUGUGAAGACCUGUUCUCAAACAUUCCAGAAGCUGGAAACAUUUCUUGAACAUAUCAAAGCACAUCAGGAGGAGAUGAUAUAUCGAUGCCACUUGUGUAGCAAAGAUUUUCCAUCGUUGUAUGAUCUUGGAGUACAUCAGUAUUCCCAUAGUCUCAUACCACAGCAACUGACCCCUAAGAAGGGCCUAGGGCUCUACAAGUGCUUGAAAUGCGUAAGCAAAUACUCUACUCCAGAGGCCCUUGAACACCACUUACAGACAGCAACACAUAACUUUCCUUGUCCACACUGUCAGAAGGUGUUUCCUUGUGAAAGGUAUUUGAGACGACACCUCCCAACCCAUGGUGGAGGGGGCAAGUUCAAAUGUCAGAUCUGUGAGAAGUUCUUCAGACGAGAGCAUUACCUCAAACUGCAUGCACGCAUUCAUUCAGGUGAAAAGCCUUUUAUUUGUUCAGUGUGUAAUGCAGCUUUUAAUCGCAAAGACAAGUUGAAAAGGCAUAUGCUAAUCCACGAGCCAUUCAAGAAGUACAAAUGUCCAUUCUCCUCUCACAGUGGUUGUACAAAGGAGUUCAAAAGACCAGACAAGCUGAAGGCACAUAUAUUAUCUCAUUCAGGAAUGAAGAUCCACAAGUGCCAGUACUGUAGCAAGUCCUUCAGCCGGAGAGCACACAUGGUGGAACAUCAGCGCAGCCAUACAGGCAACUAUGAAUACCGUUGUCCAACCUGCAAUAAAGGGUUCACCAGGCAAAAGUACCUGAAGGAACAUAAGUGUAAACUGAAUACAAGGGAUGGCAAAGAGCUUCAGGAUGAGAAGCCUCGAAAAAAGCGUUCCCGCUCAAAGAAGCUUUCUCCACUUCUACAAAAGCUUGAUACAGAACAAUGCAAACAUCCCACAGAUACCAACACUGUGGAACUUGUUGACAGUGCAAGACAACAUCAGUUUCAUGGAUCUGAAGCAGUCUUGUCCAUAGUUGUUGAUGGCAGUGCUGUUGCAGAUACUGGACUAGUUCCAGAGCACACGCACAAUAUUUCCUCAAAUCUAACACUUGCAGAACUGCAGACUAAUACUGAUGUUACAAUGUUGGCAGUUCCUGUUUAUAUACAGACUUCAGAAUAAACCGAAAAAAAUAA